AUGAAUGAACAAUUUUGGAUUUAUAAGGAGCGCUCAUCGGUAAGAUCUGGAAUCGCGAAGAUUCCAAUAGCCGUAUCACUUCUCGGUUGCGCAAUAUUGAUCUUCUUGCUUUACGGGAUUUCGUUUAUGAUUGAAAGAAGGAUACUGAUGGAUUUGAUUGGGGUCGACCUCCCGGACAUAAUAAAGAUUUUGUGUUUCUUUUCAACGGUCUCUUUAUUCGCGUUCUUAAUCAACAGCACGGCUGUGUUGUGUUUAGUGUUCAUCUCGUCUGUAGUUUACUUCGUAACACAUUCUUUAAUCGUUUCCGGACUGGUACAAUACUAUGCAAAAUGUAGGGAAUACGCAAUGCCGUUGUUGAACAUGUUGUAUUACACACCGCGGGACGAGAUGUUUGUGAUCCUUAUGGUACUGAUGGUGUCAAGGUUAUUGCUGAUAAUACCAUUUGGAUACUAUUCACUGGUACUCUACACGAUAAGAAAGGCAGGAGGAACAGGAUGGACCACGAUACCGGCCUUUCAACUGGAGAUGAACAAGAUACCAAAGGAGAUUGAGGAUCUGGAAAGACGGCGCGAAUACAUAAAGAGGAGAGUUGAGAUUCUAUAA
Messenger RNA from Theileria orientalis strain Shintoku, 603 nucleotides. RefSeq lists its product as hypothetical. NCBI's taxonomy places the organism in Eukaryota, Apicomplexa, Aconoidasida, Piroplasmida, Theileriidae. Bases 1 to 603 code for a protein of 200 amino acids. The transcript is spliced from 2 exons. The record is from RefSeq and is a predicted model, not a curated record.